AGGCGAGCGGAAGCUCUCUGUGUUUUCGUCCAAAGACUCCGGUAGAACGGUUGGCGCAGCUCACGGAGCUAACUCCUUGUGUACCCGGAUAGAAGCUCAUCACAGCGACCCCUUCCAGCUCCAGACCGUUGAAUAAACCGAACGGAACCGCGUUCAAGCAUGAACGAGUCGGAGGGGCUCCGGUUCCGACGGCUGCAACGUCCACGCGUCAUCACGGACGAUCUGCCGGAGCACCGCCACAAAGGAUCCGGCACCUACAGCGGAAAGGUUUUCCAGGUCACUCUGCUCUUCCUGGGCGGCUUUCUGCUUCUUCCUCUCCUGGUUAUCAUCUUCAUCCUGGAGUCUCCCAUCCAGCCGGAAGUCUUCAGACUGAAGGAGCCUCCGCUGAUGAAAGGCUGCUGGGAGCCGAACCUGAAGCUUAGAGAGGCCCAGAGACUCUUUGAAGACCAGAUCAUUGGACCAGAGUCCAUCGCCAACAUCGGAGAUGUUUUGUUUGCAGGAACAGCUGAUGGGAAAGUUGUGAAGCUGACUGGUCGAAGGAUGCACACGGUGACGAGACUCGGAAAACCGCCCUGUGGAUCCAGAGAGGAGGAGCCCAACUGUGGGAGGCCACUGGGGAUCAGAGUCGGACCCAACGGAACUCUGUUUGUAGCCGACGCCUACCUGGGUCUGUUUGAGGUCAACCCCACUACAGGCGAGGCAACCAGGUUGGUGUCAGGGGGCCAGCUGGUUGGCGGCAGGAAGCUGUCAUUCAUCAACGAUGUGGCGGUGACGCAGGAUGGGAAGAAGGUGUACUUCACUGACUCCAGCAGCAGGUGGCAGCGCAGAGAUUACCUGCACCUCAUCAUGGAGGCCACGGCCGACGGACGAGUGCUGGAGUACGACACUGAGAGCAAAGAGCUGACGGUGGUGAUGGAAAACCUUCGCUUCCCAAACGGCAUCCAGCUGCAGCCCGACGAGGAGUCGGUGCUGGUGGCAGAGACCACCAUGGCCCGGAUACGCAGGGUCCAUGUGGCUGGCCUCAAUAAAGGUGGGAUGGACACGUUCAUGGACAACCUGCCCGGCUUUCCUGACAACAUCCGCCCGAGCUCGACCGGAGGUUACUGGGUGGCCAUGUCUGUGGUGCGGCCAAACCCCGGCUUCUCCAUGCUGGACUUCCUGUCCCAGAGACCCUGGAUCAAGAAGCUCAUCUUCAAGCUCUUCAGUCAGGAGGUGCUGAUGAAGUUCGUCCCUCGCUACAGUUUGGUGGCUGAGCUCCAUGAUGGCGGCAUCUGCACCCGAAGCUUCCACGACCCCAACGGCCUGGUGGUGGCCUACAUCAGUGAGGCCCAUGAGCAUGAUGGGAGUCUGUACCUGGGGUCCUUCCGCUCACCGUACAUCGCCAAACUUGACCUGCACAAGGUGUAAAAUACUGAGGCACUGGACGGACGUACACGUGAGUUCCUGUGAGCACGACACAGCAACGUCAUGAUGUACCAGGAAGUGAACAAACCCUGACUUGGAUGGAGGACGCUUUUUUCUUGACAACUGUUUGAUAUUUUACCGUUAAAUUACACAUUCACAGUCUCCAGAGGAUGAAUCCUGACUCGGUGACUUGUCCUGGUGGCUCAGAAUCACAUCGGUGUGAUGGUUGUUUUAGGUUGUUUUACACGUCAUACCCUGUUUUCAGGCUGGGUGUCGAACUUUAACAUGCGUUUGCUACCGACUUAUCAUAAACUCCUGGAAGCUGACUUUAAGCAUCCAAUUGAUUAGGCUGCGACUAACGAGCACUUUCAGUCUGGAUCGUCCAUAAGCUCAUAUAUUCAUCUUAUUAACAUGUACGACAAAGAAAAACAGCACAUUGUUACAUCUGACGUUUGGCAUUUUGCUUAAGAAAUGACUACAGUGAUACUUUGAUAAUCAGAAUAGAUCGGUUCCUGAUUGAAACCAGUUUUCCAACGAUACCCAGCCUGAAUCGUACGUACUGGUGAAAAACUGACUGGUUCACUAGUUGGUUGGCGUAGUGGCUAGUUAGCUUGCCAGUUAUUGUGUUUCGUUGUUGUUGUUGUUGUUUUGGGGGCCGGUUGCUGUUUCUUUUGAAAACCUCCUACUUAGGCAACAUUAUUGAGGCAGUUUCCACCUAAUUUUGUGUCAUGUUUGCUAGCCUGAGCCAACAAGUGUGCACUGUGUUUAAAAAACAAAAGCAAAUGUUUUUAAAGUUUUGGAAAUGUGAGGAUAAGUGUCAUAUGAAAGUGCACCUCGUUUCCAGCUUGUUGCUUCUUUUUGGACCAGUGAAGAUGUGUAACAGCGUUGUGACGGUGCCUUUCCCGCCCCUUGCUGCUGCAAAAACUGCUAAUACAUCCGAGUUUCAUUACUUUGAACGACACCUUUAGCACCUGUAAGACGUCCAUGUUUGUUUAGACACCAGACACGCCAGGUCUGAAUCAUGGCUGCACCCUGGAUGCUGCUGAAAACAUCAGUAUUCUUCUGCUAACAUGCUAAAUGUUACUUAUGCAACAUGCAGGUCAGUGUAAACUGCAUCUUGCCUGAGAUUGUUGCUCAUUAACUGCACUGUUAAUUAAAACUGUACAACAUUGUAAUGUCGAAUAGCAAAAGAAACAAUUAUUGUGAAAACUUCUUUUUCUGGACUCGCACACUGAUCACGGUGAGGACACCGCAUUCACUGGUGCUGCUGGUCUCUGGACCGGGUUGGGGGCGUAACACAGGCAUAUAAACCCACCAGCUGCAGCCUUUAAAGCUCAGAUUCACAGUUAGUGAUGGUCAGGACACACAUGGUUGCCAGGACAACGAGCGUCAGGACUUCUGCAUCCUGAAGACAAACAGGACCAGUUUCUGACAGCAGCUGCAUCUGGAAUCCUGCAUGAAGUUGGUCAUGAUCAUGAGAAAACAUCAGAUUAAUUUGAGAGGAGAUAAUUAAAUCAAAGUAAUUGGCCUGAAAACGGGCUUCUGUUUCUGAGACCACUGAAGUUUGUUGUUUUGUGCUCUUAUUGUGUCGUGUCGGAAUUGUUCGAGCCAGGUAUAUUUUUUUUGCUAGCAGACGUUUUACUGCGAGCUCCUGCUUGUGCCCAAACGCAGGAUGUCGCUGUUAAAGCUGUGAUCCACUAUUUCUCGCAUCAGAUUGGUGUCGAUGUGCUUCCUUCUUGAUACAUGACAAUAAGCUGAUGUAUUAUCUGUGUUUGUGUGCAGUGGAUGAAGCUGUUCUGAAACACUGAAUAAAAUGAGGUUUUAACUGA
This is a messenger RNA of Monopterus albus (swamp eel), 3233 nucleotides long. RefSeq names its product adipocyte plasma membrane associated protein (gene apmap). The transcript is spliced from 9 exons. NCBI's taxonomy places the organism in Eukaryota, Metazoa, Chordata, Actinopteri, Synbranchiformes, Synbranchidae. Gene Ontology annotation, cellular component: endomembrane system. Gene Ontology annotation, molecular function: arylesterase activity. The record is from RefSeq and is a predicted model, not a curated record. Bases 160 to 1407 code for a protein of 415 amino acids.